AUGGCGGCGCAGACGUCGGGUCGCGUCGACCUCGCGCCGCGCCGCGGACGCGCGCGAAGGGGCGCCUCGAACCCCGCGGCGCCGCGCGGAGCGACGCCGCGACGACGACGCCGCGUCGUCGCGCCCGCGUCCUCCUCGCCCUCCGACGACGGCACCUCCGGAUCCUCCGGAUCCUCCUCCUCUCCCUCGACGUCCGCGCCGCAAACCUUCGUCGCCGUCGACCCCGCCGCGCCGCACGCCGACCCCGCCGCGCGCGUGUGGUACGUCCCGAACUUCCUCGCGGACGACGCCCGCGACGCGGUCGCGGCCGCGUGCGUAAAGCUGCGAUCGAAACUCCGCGUCGACCACUCCGUCGCGGUGGGGCGGCUCUCCGCGGCGGCGCCGGUGACGUCCGCGGCGUACGCCGCCUUCGCGUCCGCGCCCGCGCUGUCCAAACUCCGACAGCUGACGUCGUGCGAGAGCCUCGCGCUUGGGGACUACCCGGUGGAGGUGCGUCUGUACCGCGUCGGAUCCAGCAUGGGGUGGCAUACGGACGUGCGGCUGUACGACCCGCCGCAAUACGCCGAGGGCGCGAGGCACAGGGUCGUGAGCGGGAGCGAGGGGGAGCGGACGAUCGUGAAGGCGUUGUUCGUGGAGCGCGCCGGGUGCGCGAAGACGGAGGCGUUCGGGGAGGUCAUGGAGCAGGCGCCGUGGAGGCGGUGAG
Messenger RNA from Micromonas pusilla CCMP1545, 703 nucleotides. RefSeq lists its product as uncharacterized. The record is from RefSeq and is a predicted model, not a curated record. The coding region runs from base 1 to 702 and encodes 233 amino acids. The transcript has 2 exons. NCBI's taxonomy places the organism in Eukaryota, Viridiplantae, Chlorophyta, Mamiellophyceae, Mamiellales, Mamiellaceae.